AUGAUGCAACUGCAGUACGACAAACAUGGAGUUCUGAAGCUGAGUUUGUCAAAUCCUAAGGCGCAAGUUUUGUUUCCAACCGGUCAUUACACUUACGCUUUUGGAAACACGCCAGGGAUAAAUUUAGCAGAGUACUUUAGAACGUCUAAGAGUGAUGAAAGUCUUGAUUUUUUAUUGCUUGGUACAGGAGACAUUCGAAACCUCCUGUUCACAGUUUCAGAGCUUUACCAACGACUACAAUCACAAAUCCCAGCUUCGCUUCACUUUAACUUGAAUGAUCAUGAUCCGUCAAUAAUCGCUCGAGAUGUUAUCAUUCUAGAGACUGUGCGAUCGAUCGACCCAAAUUGUGACUUGGAUAUGGAUUUUUUGUGGAAUUUAUGGUAUAACCUUUCACUUUCUAGCGACGAAUUAAAGCGAUUGCAAACGAUUUUGCAGACACUUUCAUCACCUAAGCAAGAUGACGUUAAGUCGCAGUUUGGGUCUGUCACCUUGUUUACAAAGUGUCUACAAAUUUGGAAAGACUGGCUUCACUUAGAACUGGAUAUUGAUAAUGUAUCGCUUCAACGGCGAAGAUUGAUGGUGACAGGGCUAAAUUUGGCACAACAGGAAACCCAGGAUGCUCAACAGGACCACUUUAAUUUUAUAACAGCAGUAACCUCAUUGACAAACACAACAGUUAAACAGCUAUUUACGCCGACAGAUGAACACAAGCUUGGUCGCAAAUGCCUUCAUGAGCGUGGCUUUGUUUAUAAAGAAAUCUAUUCAUAUUUUUUGAGCGGUGUUACACCGGAAGUUCAAAACAGUCCAAAAGUAAACCCAACUCUCAUUCGCCCAUUUGAGCACAAAUGGAAAGUGCAUUAUGGGAGCUGUCCGUUUUCCGGUUUUAUUCCAAUUGAUAGGUAAGUGGUUCCUUUGGUAAAUUUUGUUUUCACAAGAAUGAAUAGAAUGAGAGGGAUGACAAUGUUCGAACUCGAUCUCUUUACUCGACAACUGAGCCAGAGUUUACUUUUUAUUUCAUUUUCCGAUUUACGCGUACGCAUUGCUGAUCCUAGCACUGAGUUCGUAAGACGCUUGUCACAUAUAAACAAACUGAUCCUCAAGCUCACUGUUGAGUACUCAGUAACUCGUGAUAGAGCAUCGGAGCACAAAAUCUGAAGGGCAGGGGUUCGAUACUUCGUAGGGCACUAAGAUUUUUCUUUGCUCUACACACGUGAAGAGACGAACAACUCUCUCAUUACGUUUUUAAUUCGUGUACAAACGAGUUUUAAGUUGUAGGUGUUGAAUAGAUGUAUUAAUGGAUGAAUAGCUUUCAUCUGCAAUACAAUAAACAGCGUCUUUUAAAAUUGAUUCAGUUAUUUUAAUCAAUGUAUCAUGUCUAAAUACUUAUAUAUAUCUAUAUCUUUUUUUUUGGUUGUUUGUUUAUUUUUUUUUAUCACAGGCAUAGGCUCGAAAUUAAGAAAUGCAUAACAAAAGUUUGUAAGGAAAAACUCAAGGAGUUGAUGAAACAUUUCCAAGGCUUCAUUAAAAGUAAAACGAAACAUCUUCCAAUACAGGUGCACAUUAAUGUAAUGAUAUCAAGGUUAUUGCAAUGUACCAAUGCUUUCCUUACACUAUGUAUGCAGAACUCUUGGCUUGUUCUAGUUCCGUUUACUUAUGGUCCCGGUCAGACAAUCCAUUUUGUAGCCUCCUGAUAAUUCCUUAUUGAACUUUGCACCCUCAUCAAUCUGAACGGUUAUGAAUGAGCUUAUCACUGUAAGGACGAAUGAAAUACUUACUCUCUUCCCGGCAACACGAAUGACAGCCGAAAUUUAUUACUUAGUGAGGUUGUAGGUGACUUGUUGACAUCACGCCCUUGCACACGAUCGCCUCAAAGUUCCAUCACCCCGAGGUGCAGAAGGGGCGGGGGCGGAAGGGGGGUUGGGGUGAGGGCGACAUCGCCUGGUACACUUAGCAAUAAUCUAUGAUAAAAUUCUAAAUUUUGUUUUCAAGUAUAGAAUGGCAAGUAAUCCAUUCUGUAAAAAUAGCCCUUUGUGUUUCGACGUUUCACCUCUCCGUUUUCUUCUGUUAAGAGUAUAAUAAAAUGAAAGAAAAAAAGAACUUUGCACAUUUGUUAUUUUUAGGUGACAUUUUGGGAGGGAGACGCCCUGGACCUGUGUCGCAGUGGUCUUCCAAAGGAUGCCGUCUUCGAUAUAAUUGACACAAGUAAUCUCAGUGACCAUGUUGGAUUAUUGAACAUUCUAGUAUGUUGCACAGACAGAUUGAAAGAGUAAGUUGUUCCUGAACUCGAUCUGAUAAAUGUGCGUAUGUUUUCGGUCCAAAGUCUUUUUUUAAUCCUAUUUAAAAUUCCAAUUUUGUUCUCUGACCGAGAGAUUUUUUUAAAUGAAGGCCAGAUCAGUCCCAGUUGUUUACAUCCUCUAUGCUAUGGAGAGCUUCCGGUCUAUCCAGUCUUCAGGAGUACUUAGAGUCGAGCCUUGGAGUACGGCAGAGUUUGUUUCCCACUGUUCUCGGGCUCAAACUUGCGGAGGACUUAGAUCUCGGAAGGAGGUAUGUUAUAACCUAAUCUGGCUUUACCACUUUCCUGCUCACUAUGCCAGUCCGCCUUUAUGUUUCCUCACUUGUACUUUGUUAAAUCUGUACUUGAGCAAAGUAGCCCACCCAGCUGGCGUUUAUCCUGGUUUCCAUUGCAUGAAGUGGCUAGGAGUAUUAAUAUUCUCCACUGGGUGGAAUGCCUGUCCACCAUCAGGCUUCCCUGAUCUUCCGCCGGUAUCUUCUAUAGGUUGGAGAGAAACACUAUGGCAGAAAAGAGUUUGCUUAAGAAUGCAACACAAUGAUCCGUGUAGGUCUCGAACCCAGACUUCUCGACCGGAGUACAGCACGCUAACCAUAAGGCCACCGCGACCCCCACCCUGCGCACAGUUGUUUUCUAUAUGUUUAUUUGUUUGUUUUUUCUUCUUCUUCUUCCCAUCUAUUUAUCUUUUAAUUUUGUUUGCUGGCACCAGCUUAAGUCAUCAGGGCACACAGUCCCUUCUCCAUGGACAGUAAGUACUCUAGUUAGAUGGAAACUUUCACCGAUCGGUAAAUUCGGCCUUUUAGAGAGGUCAUUGUUAACUUAGCCAUGUUAUCAAUAAUCGUUUGUUAUUUUCAGUGACAUAAUGACUCUGAAUGAAAGUCGAAGAAUAGAAGAUCGAAUGGUUUGGGUAAAAACCGAACGGGAAAGUUCGCCGAUCACUAUACGUAAGUCCUUUAAGGUAUAAUUCAAAGGGGAAUCCCUUGAGCUGGUCUCUCGGGAAUAACCGUCUCCAUUAUUAAUUCAGAUGACUCCGAAUCAUCUAAAGACUACUGCAAAGUGCAAAGAAAUACAUUCCACUCAACCCAAACUUCCUCCUUUCUCUAUAAAAUUACUUCAGCACUGCAGGGGCUUCACUAAUUCACCUUCUCUUAUUCCAACCAAAAGUCGAUGAAGAGGUCUGACUUCUCAUGCACUUUGAUACCAUCAAAGAUGCUGAGACAAUGUUAUUUCUCCUCAGUUCGUUCCCCAGAUGUUCUCUCUGCACUUAAGUCAUUGGCAGCCAGAUGCUUUAGACUCCCUUCUGCUAAUGAGCGUUGUCUGCAACUAAGUGGCGUGACCCUCUCCUCCCCUAUGACAUUUUUCAUGGCGUUUUUGCGAAUUGCAGUAACUUUCGAAGAGAAAGGUAAGUUGGGAUUAUUUAUAAAAAGACAAAACAAGAGAGUUUUCCAAUCAGGAGCCAUUCUUUGAAAGAAAUGUUUAAACCUUUGCCCCGAUAUAUUUCAAACUAAGAGAGGCGGUUAACAAAUGGUUUAUUCAGCUUACAUCUUCUUUGUACCUUUUUUCCAUUGAAAAUCACUUGAAGUUGUUGGCGGUUCUGUAUUCAUGAAAAAUAAAUUUAUUUGCCUUACUUACGAGUUUGAGUUGGCCUCUUUUUCUCAUCGAUUAUCACACAGACAACUAUUUGCAUAUCUCUGAUCCGAGCAGUAUGCCGCAUCAAUUUUACAUAUAAACAGGACCAACUUUGCAACUUAUUUUCUGCAAUUCAGUAGUGAGGCCCUCAAUUGGUGUGCAGUAAGUCAUACCUUCAAAUCUCUUCCCAACUCAGAUUAUCUGUCUUUUUUUCGCCUUUGCAGCUGCGUUUAUGCUGUUUUUUUUCCCCUAUGUUACAGCCGAACAGGUUCUUUGCUUUAUCGAAGAAUGCUUACCAUCCGUAAGACUUUUUAAAAAGCGAACUUUCAGUAAGCUUUGCUGCCUUUCGUGGAAUGUUCUCAAGUGUUUGGCUGGAGUAUGCCCAGGUAAAAAUAUUUUCAAAUGUUAUACUUUAUAUUCCUUGAUAUGUUGAAAAGGAUCAUGGUCUUAGCUUUAGGUUUUUCGUAGGCGUGGUUCUCAAAGCAGAAGUUCGUGUCACGUUUCCAAUCAGUUCUCUGUCACGCAACACCCCAGUCAUGCAAGCUGUCUUGUUUGAGGAUCCUACCGAUGCGAGGUUUCUUCGAGUGUGGCCUCUUUCACAGGUGAGAAGGAAAUGCGUUUUGAUUCGAAUAACAACUUAGUAAUUUAAUAAAAUUUUCUUUUUCUGGACUAGUUAGAGCAGAGGACAUUUCACCGCCCUGUGCAUUUGUUUUACAACAAUGUGCGCUACGAUGUUGACCAGGGAACUGUAAGCUUGUUAAUGCUUGAAGCGGAUUGGAAAGCUCUUCAUGAAGAAACAGUUCUUGUUUUGAUAAGUUCUUCUGUCAACUGCACUUCACAAGCUGUAAAAUUGAAACCUGAAACGAGAAGCUCCACGAAAACUUCUUGCUGUUUCAGGAAUGAAACAGUCAUGAUGACGAGCAAAACGGAUUACGAAAUGGUAGAGUUAAGUCAAGCAAAAAGACGCAUGCGCAAAUCCCGUCGGUCGAAAAAGAACUUGUCCUGUGUCAGAAUUAGCUGCGUCAGUGGUCACGUGGGCAAUGGACUCCAAAAGUAUGACAGCUGCUACCGUCUUGAGAUCCUCUCCAGUCAAGAUAUUAUCAUUCAAAACCCUGACCACGUGCACAAGAGUACAGACUGCUUAGUGGCUGAAGAGAGGCAAAAGAAAGCGCCUUCGAGUUUCGUCCCAUCAGGUAUCGAUUCUCCGUUUGAUCAGUUAGAGGAUGAAGUUUCACCAGAGACAAAAAACUCUGAUGUUGUCAUUAUUCAUAAUGAUGGUCACGCAACCGAAGAUGACAGUGAAAACGAGCUCCUAUCGACAACCGUGGAGCGAGUAGAUGACAUUACACAAUUCGGCCUGGGGUUACCUGAUGUGACAUUGGUGACGCGAGAGGUUUUAAAAACCGACCAGCUUGAGGUGGGAAGAUCUACUUUUUAUUUAUUUCUUUUACUGAUCUAUUUACUAUGUUUUCAACGAGCGAAUUUCAUGACAUGAACAAUUUCUAGCAGUUAUUGGGGAGAAAUUUCGGUUGGUCGGUCGGCUGGUUGGUCGAUUCCUGUAUACAUCCGGAAAUUUUCUUCACGUUGUAGUAUUGAAACGCUGAAAAUCGUAUGACCAUCGCGGGCUCAAAAAGUUUUUCCUCAGUGUCAGUGAAAGUGGAGAGUAUUUAUCACCACUUCGGUGAAUAUUUGUUAGUUAUCGAUGUCACUUAUGAGCACUGAUAGGUGGAAUUUUCGAAAAUAUGCCUAACAUGUUGGCCGGCUGUGUUAGAAGUUCGCCAGAACCACAACAUCUUGUAAUUCCAUACUCCUCUACCCUUUGAUUUCUUUUAUAGCUAAUUGUGGUGAUAAUCUUUCUUUUUGAUAUCGCUAUACUUUUUAAACACAGCUAUUGGCUUUGGAAGAACAUGCCAUGUGCUACAAUGCAGACAUUCUGAUUCUCAGAACAGCGGAAAUAACAGGUCCUAAAGUAAAAUAUUACCCGACGGACUUGCCCACUGCAGUGGAAAUCUCUACUGACUGUCAAGGGUAAAUGCAAUCUUCCCAAAUCAAAAAGCUAUCUGAUAAAGGUUUCCUGUUGUGGGCCUGGAGAUUCGUGCUGGGGCACGUUCCUUGGCCACUCCUAUUUCUGUUCAGUUGGUCAGUCAGUCAGUCAGCCAGUCAUUUAGUCAGUCAAGUACAAAGUCAGUCGGUCCGUCAGGAACACUGAAAGGGCAUUGCCAGAGUUUAGCCAAGGGUUCCAAUAAUGUUUUUGAAAAGUGGCGACCGAUGGUGUAAUAGACCGCUGCACCCGAUAUGACAAAACACAAACACGAUAGCGUACGCUAAACAGACGGCAGAAAGAACGCCGGUGGCUGGCUUUUAUUGAGACCCCUUUUUUUAGUUGUGGAUGGAGGGAUUUUGGUGGUGCCACAAUAAAACUUGCAUGACUUCCAUAAGGCUCCGUAAUAUUCUUUGGACCCUUCAUGUGUAGUUAAUAGGCCAUUUUACAGUUGUGUACUUAGUUGCCAAGUCUUUGAUUUGGAGUGAGGCUGAAGGUGACCUUGUUGCGAUUGAAACCAGUAUCUAGUUAGCAUGAUAACAAAGUAAUUUGCAUUUUAAAAGCAGCAAGGUUUGUAUCAUAACAAGGUCACCCUUAGCCUCAUUCUUGUUCAAAGGCUUGGUAACCAAGCACACAUCUGUAAAAUGGACUAAUUAGCAGUCAAUUUUCUAGAGUCCCCCCCUCACCCCUUUAUAUUCUGUUGGCGAUAACUGAUUUCCCCCUCAGUUCCCCUGAGAACUAUGUGAUCUCCCAAAAAAAAACCCGCCCCCUACGGUAAGACGUAAACGAUCAUAUUUUCCUUAACUUUAAGGAAACCCCUACAACUUCAUUUCGCUGCACCCGUAGACGAGAGGACAUCUAAAGUUCAGCUAUUAAAGGAUAAAAAGAGGCUUAGAUGCCAUUUUCCUAAGAGUGACCUGGGUGUGUAUGGACCAGUUUGUAUCAAGCGAAUUCCGUGCCUGGACUUUUCAAAUCUUCCAAUAUGGACUUCAAGAGAAGAUCUCAAGUAUGGCUAGCAACUAUAUAUGCAUCCGUAUACUUAACAGCUGCAAUUACUCUUUCAGUUCUAUUGCUCACAGUCUUGUUAACAAUAUAUUUCUUUCAAAUUUACGCCAGGAAGGAAAACUAUUUAAAAGAGAUAACAAAAGCCUUUGUUGGAGUAACUUGACUGCCCACUCUAGACGCUCUACCUAUCAAAGACCUUUUUUCAAAUCAUCUUCUCCAGCAAAUUUCGUCCUAAAUUUCUAAACAUCCUUGCUGCCUGAAUGUUGCAGGCCUCUCUUUCUGCAAUGAUUUGUUUCAUCACAAGGAUUUUAGGGGACCUCUUAUCAUCUCCAAACAAACUAUGAUUUUAAAAUAUCAUAGCGAACAAGUGUUUUUGCUUAGAGGCCAGAAUGUCCGUUUAAAGGUGAGGAACGAAAAGGAAGUUUUUUGCCGGUCAUAUUCAGCCGUUUACAUCUUUUUUUUUCUUUUUUGUUGCAGUAUCUUAAUGGAUUUUUAUCCUAUGGAUGAGGACAGAGCGGCUCCACAAGACAGAAAACCCUUUGAAAAUUUGCAAAAUGCUUUGCAAUGUGUAAUCAGGUCGUUUGUUGAAUCUCCCCAGGUAAUGAAUAUUACAAUUCCCUUUCGCUGCCCUGUUUUCUUGCCCAUUCUCUUACAUAAACGUUUUUUUUAACCUCUUUGUAAUGUUGAGCAGUUCUCAUUAAUGUUACAAAACUGCCCUGCGCAUAUAACUGGAGGGUUUCAAAACUGUAAUAAACAGGACAGUUUUGUUAAGCUUUCUGUUGAGAUGAAAGCUCCGUGGAAUCUAUUACAAUUAAUGCUUAGUAAAGAUCCAGUAACAAUGAUUGCUCAACAGUGUGCAACUGAGUUAAUCGCUCGAAGUCUGGUCUAGGGAACCAGGGAUCUAAAACCUGAACUUACCCAGGUUUUUGCAUGAGUACACAUCACAUUUAUUCUCCCCAAAUUCGUAUAUAUCACAAAUUACUCUCUUUUCCUAUUGCUUAUAAAUUAAAUAAGAACAUUUUCCUCAUUUUCGUGGUCUUUGAAUACCACUGUUAACCAGCAAUCACUCCUCCCGAAGCUGUGGGUACUAUUGGCCAUAAUACCCUGACCUAAACUAAUGACUUAUUGGACAAUAGUCGGGUAUGUACGUGUCUUGAAGGCCGACAAUACACAAUCUGAGAAAAUAAUGCCCCAAUUAUUUCCUCUUGUACACCUAUCAAAUGUGAUUUCAAUUCUUUGCUUUGGUCUCAAUCUGCAGGAAAACAAUUGUUUCACAAUUCACGAGCCACGUGAUGCAAGAGAGGAUUGUCCGCCAAACUUCACCAUUGUCGUGCAAAACAUUUACUGUCACCAACAGGUCCCACUGGCGAAAGUUCUCUUCUGUGACCAUAGAGAGAUACCCUUUCCCUUAGAGGGCAACGGAACUGCUACUACAGCUACUACUGUAAAAUACAAAGAGCUUUUACAACAAGUGAUGGCGGGCAGAAAGGAGAGUCCCAUGGUGCAGGUCACAAAAGAGGUAACAAACUGAAACAAAUUAAGUGUGCCGUGGUUUCAACUCUGAAUUUGAAUAGCUGAAGGGAGAAUAGCUGUUUUUUUUUUCUCGUUAGCCUUUAUCCUACGUUUAUCCUUCGUGUCAAAAGUCUUGUGUUCGAACCUGGCCGAGUGUUAUGCUACUGGGCAAGUGACGUAACUCUCUUAGUGCCUGCCCACCAUCAGGAUGGUUACCAAGCCGGAAAAUUGUCAAGGAAAUCUAAGCAUAUCUCCGUGUAACAACCCUAAUUAAACUGUCAUUCCAUAAUGAAAGCGUAGCAAUACUCUAAGAAAUCAUUCAUUUACAAAAAUCGGGAUAAGCCUCUGAAGCUACGCGAAUUAAAGCAUACCUUGCUGCCUUUCAACAAAGGUCAUAGUAUUGCUUAGCUUUAUCCCCCAGUCUCCUCCGCCCCUGCACUUAGUAUAACCCAUGAAAAGACAUUUUCUCUUUUGUAGGGUCAAGUUCUAUUAAAAAGACUACUGUAUUCUAAUGCAAAACGCUUGAAGCAAACUGCCACACAUGACCCAGUAUGGAUGGACUCAUUCCUGCAGCUGAGAUUCAGCAGCGAUAAUAUUUGCUAUGACAUUCUGGAAUGA
Messenger RNA from Pocillopora meandrina, 9095 nucleotides. The record is from the annotation of a GenBank genome assembly. Lineage: Eukaryota; Metazoa; Cnidaria; Anthozoa; Scleractinia; Pocilloporidae.